Molecule: messenger RNA, 1401 nt
Organism: Plenodomus lingam JN3
Lineage: Eukaryota; Fungi; Ascomycota; Dothideomycetes; Pleosporales; Leptosphaeriaceae
Source: RefSeq, a predicted model, not a curated record
AUGUAUCCGAUACUUACAGUCAUCAGCUCAGAGGUAGAACGCUUGGGUACAGCCAUGGCAGGUGGCCACGCAAAGAACGCACAACCAAGUUUGCAAACUCCCACAGCGCUUGCGCGACAAUCACGAGUUCUUUUUCCGAUAUCUGUUGCACAAGAUGUAUCCUCCCGUCGAGACAACGCACACGUGAUGGCUGCCACAUACAAUACAAAAUCCAUCUCACGCCCCUUGGGUUUCUAUCAUCCGUUUCGUUUCCACUCUAGUUCAGUUCCAUACACUAGAUCCAUCAUGUUCAACCCUCGAUUCCUGCCCCCUGAUCCUUUCCACCGCCUCUUCCCGGCCUCAUACCCAAUGUUUCCACACAACUACACCUCUACAGCUACUAUCCACGAUUACUCCUCCUCUGCCCACCACCACCCUCGCCUUCAUCGCACACAACACUCCCACCCUCCCAGACCCUACUUCCCUAUCCCCAGCCAUUCAGACAUCGACGUCGCCAUCGCACACACACCACAUCCUUACCACCGCAUCACCCACCCAAACACAGAUACAGAUACGGAUACGGAUACAGACACUUCCACCACCACCGAAUUCAACACACCCCGCCACCACCAUGACCACAUCCCACACUCCCCCUAUCCCCCUCCUCCUCGCCACUACCACGACAACACACCCCCUACCCAAACCCACACCCCACACUCCUCCUUCCGCACCACCACCGUCGCCCUACCUCGCCGCGUAGCACAAUAUCUAGACCACGCACGCACGCCCUGCGACGCCCUUGUCGUUUCUGAAAUGUUGACCCGAGUUGCAGUGCAUAUGCGGGUUUUGGGCCUGGAUGGGGGUGGGGGUGGGCAUGGCGACGAAGAUGUCCAGCGUAAUCGGUAUAAUACGCUUCAACAUUGUAAUCGGAAUCAUGUUCGGAAUCGAAAUCGAAACCGCAGUCGCAAUGGUAAUCGUGAUGGUAAUCACCGCAGUCUCCACCACAGUCUCCACCGCAACCGCAACCAUACCCGUACCAACAACAAUACCAACACCAACACCACCGCCCAAACCCUCCACAUCCUCGUAGCAGGAAACUUGCAUCUCCACGACAUAGCAGCACAAAUGCUUUCCCGGCACCCAUCUGGCGGCACGGAGGAUAUGCAGAUGCAGAUGCGGAUGCGGGUGUGGGUGCGUGGGGCGGGGGGCGUGUGGAGUGAGGUUGGGGGUGGGGUGAGGGUUGGGGAUGUUUGUGGGGGGAGGGAAGUUGAGAUUCAGAUUGAGAUUGUGGUGGGAUUUGGUGGGGGUGGUGGGGGGAGUGGGAGGGGGAGAGGAGGAGGAAGGGAAGGGGAAGGGGGGAGAGGGGGUGUUGUGGCGAGGGAGUGCGAGGAGAGUGCGAGGGCGUGGGAGUAUAGAGGAUAG